Molecule: messenger RNA, 1430 nt
Organism: Anguilla anguilla (European eel)
Lineage: Eukaryota; Metazoa; Chordata; Actinopteri; Anguilliformes; Anguillidae
Product: odorant receptor 131-2-like
Exons: 1
Coding region: 232-1194 (320 amino acids)
Biological process (GO): G protein-coupled receptor signaling pathway
Cellular component (GO): membrane
Molecular function (GO): G protein-coupled receptor activity
Source: RefSeq, a predicted model, not a curated record
AAAUAGAAGAAGCAUUCAGUCUUUUGCAAGGAUCGCAAGGGUCUCUUCAAUGUACUGCAGUUUAUGUUUCUCCUUUGCACCUGUGACAGAACAUUAUGUCAGGAGUGCAGAGGAUUUUCUUUAUAUUUUACUGAAUUGUACAGUUUGAUUUAAGUAAAAGAGAUCAAUUGUCUCUGUUGCUAACAUUCAAGGUGAUACAGAUUUUUGCUGUAGAUAAGAAGGAAGUGAUCAAUGGAGCAGGGCAACGUUUCAUCUGGACAGCUCACAUUCAUGUACCACCAAAUCUACCAAGCACAGAUGAAUGCCAUAACUGUGACAGAUGCAAUUGUGGUAACAUCUACAGCACUAUUCUUUAGCUUCUUGAAUGGCAUCAUGUUCUUCAUUCUGUGGAGCAAACCAAAUUUCAGGGAGAACUCCCGCUACAUCCUCUUUGCCCACAUGCUCUUCAAUGAUUCUGUUACUCUUAUUAGCAUUCUAGUGCUAUACUUAUUGGCCCUGGCAUAUAUCCACUUGGCUAGGGCUGUCUGUGCUAUUUUGAUACUGAUUACCGUCAUCAGCACCAACAACAGCUCACUGAACCUGGCAGUGAUUUCACUGGAGCGCUAUGUGGCCAUUUGCUUCCCUUUGCAUCACGCAGAGAUUGCCACCAAAAGGAGGACAAAGAUUGCCAUCGGAGUAACGUGGCUCAUUAGCUCAAUUAACUUCACGAUUGACAUGUUUUACAUGAUUGUGACUGAUCCCCUGUCUUUCACUACACCUAUAAUUUGUACACGGCAGCAGAUAUUCAUUGACAAAUGGCAGAUCGCCUUGGAACAGUGGUUAAGUAUUUUUUUCCUUGUGGUUGUGGCUGUGACAAUCAUCUACACUUACAUUGGUAUUACGCUAGCAGCUAAAUCUGCCCGCACAAACAAGGAUUCUGCCAAGAGAGCACGCAACACCGUGCUGCUCCACCUGAUUCAGCUGGGACUGUGUCUCACCUCUUUUGUCCAUGCAUCGGUUGAGGCGCUGAUUUCAGGGACCGACGCUUCCGUGUAUGUGCAUCUGCAAUUGUUCAUCUUUUUAACAUUUGUUAUUCUUCCUCGAUGUCUGAGUCCCCUCAUUUAUGGCCUGAGGGACAAUGCUAUCCGGCCACUGUUCCUCAGGUACUUCCAGUGCAACCACAGCACAGUCAAACCUGUUUUAAUAACACACUAGGACGGUCAAUAGUUUUAAUUAUGUGAUUUUAUAACCAAUUUUUAAGCCACCAUCCAGAAAAAUGUCACGUUAUAUUCCUACAUUCUGUAAACCCAUUCCCUCAGACAUUUACUGGAAUAACAGGUAAAAUAUUACCAGAUAUUUGUGUAAAUAAUGGGGGAAGGAUAAAAUGAAUGUUAAAUGUAUGAUAAAUGUUUUAAAUUUCACAGAAGUCUUUCUAAAUAAACCAAACAUGA